ACCCUCCACCGUAUGUGACGGCCCCCAGCAAUGUGACGACCAUCCCAGGUCGCAACGCCAUUUUGACCUGCGAGGCCUCCAGCACAGUGGAAUUCAACAUGACCUGGUACAACACUGCCAGAGAGAACUUGGUGACCCAGGACCCUGACAAGUACAUCAUUCAUAGGAAUGGUUCCCUGCAGAUUCUAAAUGUCAGAAAAUCUGAUGAAGGUCCUUACAUAUGCCGAGCAGCAAAUGAAGGAGGAAAUUCUGAAGAAAAGAUUUAUCUCAUUGUGCAAGUGGCACCAGUGGCUAGAGUACGCCCAGAAUCACAACCCUUUAAAACCGGCCAGGCCGUCAGUAUCCAGUGUACCUCGGAAGGUUCUCCAGCGUCCUAUAUAUGGAGGAGGAAGCAGGAGGUUCUUCCCCUCUCGGAGAAGGUCAAUUAUGACCGAUCAACAGGCAUUUUGUCACUGAAGCACCUGCAGCCUUAUGACGAAGGAGCGUAUGAAUGCUUGGCAUCAAAUCCUGCAGGCUCAGAUACUGCUGUUGCUACACUGAGAUAUAUUGAGGCGCCAAUCGUCCAGGUACCCAGUCCAGUGGUGCUUGUGUCCAUCAAGGAGUCUGCCAAGUUGUCCUGUGAUGUCCAUGGUAUUCCCAAACCUAAUAUUACCUGGUUCAAGGAAGGCAUACAGUUCCAUGAGUUUGCCUUUGUUGAGAUCAUGGACAGUGGAGACUUGAUGUUGCUCGGGGUGCAGGAAUAUGAUGCUGGGGAGUACACCUGUGUGGCAACCAAUGAGGCCGGGACAGCAAGAGGACUGGUCACACUGGAAGUGGGAUCCCAGCCAAAGAUAACUCGUGCUCCAAGCAGUGUUGGUAUAGACAUUGAGACCAAUGGUACCCUCCCAUGUAAGGCCACCGGGUACCCACCCCCUAAAAUACUGUGGAGGAGGGAGGACGGUCUACCCAUUGACUGGAAUGGGAGAUUUAGACAGAUGCCAUCUGGUUCACUUUUCAUACAGAACAUCCAGGCAUCAGAUGAGGGAGCAUAUGUCUGUAGUGCACAGAACCAGUUUGGAGUUCAGGAAGUGUCGGCAUAUGUCACAGUCUCUGGCAUUGUACGUCCCCUGAUUGCUUUCACCAACCCCCUUGUUCAGAUCAUUGAAGGACGUCCAGUACGGCUUACCUGUUUUAUUCUCCUUGGUAACCCCAAACCAAAGAUAAGUUGGCUGAAAGGUGACCAGGUGAUCGAAGAAGGAAAUGGCUUUAGGAUAGACAGUGAGGGGAGCCUCCAUAUUGAAAGUGUGAGAGCGGUGGACGAAGGAGAUUUUAAGUGUCAUGCAAGCAACGUGGGUGGAAACUCGACUUACAUAACACAGUUGGAUGUGCAAGUUCCCCCAGUCAUAGACAAGAGUUAUGGCAAUGAGUAUGUGGUGGUACAAGGGAACCGCAUAGUGUUGCAUUGCGAAGUGCAGGGAGACCCACCUCCGUCUUUGGAGUGGUUUAAAAAUGGUGUAAAAAUUCCUGUCACAGAUUCCCACUAUUUCAUCAGCGAGUCUGGCAACUUGGAAAUCUUCAGUGCGGAUCCCAAAGACACCAGCAGCUAUUCUUGUUCAGCCAAUAACAUUGCAGGGAGUGAUCAGAGGUCCAUGACUUUAUUUGUGCAAGUCCCACCAAUGAUAAUGAGUAAAGAGGACAAAUUGAUCGUUGAAGUGAACAAUCCAGUUCUUCUGCCGUGUGAAGUACAUGCCAUUCCAGAUGCUGAAGUCAGGUGGUACAAAGAUGGAGGGGAGUUGUCCAGACUUAACCAGCUGAUAGAGAUAAGAAGGGAUGGUCUUUAUAUGCCCAGUACCCAGGUGGAGGAUGCCGGACUGUAUGAAUGUGAAGCCUCUAAUGUAGCCGGCACUGCCACCAAAAGGAUAAAGCUUGUUGUCCAAGUGCCUCCCAAGAUAAUUACUGAAGGCCCUUCAAAGUUUAUAGUCAUCAAAGGUGAUCAUAUCACGUUACCUUGUGAAGCAACUGGAGACCCAGACCCCAUGAUAAUGUGGCGUAAAAAUGGAAAAGACUUGACUGUCUUGGAUGCAGAUGAUGGCUACAUUGUACAGGAAAGUGGUGCCCUCUAUAUUGUGAAAACUAAAGUAAAACACACAGCUACUUACACAUGUAUUGCUGAGAACCCUGCAGGCAGUGAUACCAGGAGUGUUAAGCUGGUGGUGCAUGACCCUCCUCAAAUCCCAGAAGACACAAUAAAAAACACCAGUAUAAUAGAGAACCAGAAGGCUGUGCUGCCAUGUCCUGCCACGGGAACACCACUGCCCAAGAUCACAUGGUACAAAAACGGCAAGGAGAUCACCGGAAAUGAACUUGGAGUGCGGAUCCUUGCAGAUGGUUCAUUGGUAUUUGACAGAGCAGAAGCGUCAGAUGCUGGCAGUUAUGAAUGUGUGGCAUCUAAUGUGGCUGGGAACAUUAGUAAUGUUAUCGAGUUCAGGGUUUUUGUUCCACCCAGAAUUGGCUAUGGAGAUGGUGAAGACACUGAUGGCUACCCUCACAUUGUUGUUAUAAUAAAUCAGACCGCCAUCUUGGAAUGCCUGACCCAUGCUAUACCACCUCCCACUAUCACAUGGUACAAAGCUGAUGUUCCACUGGUCAUUGAGAAUGAGCCAAGACUGACCCUAUUGGACAAUGGUCAAAGGUUACGAGUGGCUGAGUCUCAGCUUGAUGACACUGCCCUCUAUAGGUGUCAGGCAGAAAAUAUUGCUGGAAAGACGGAGAAGAAGAUAGACUUGGAAAUACAAGAACCUCCAAGGAUUGAUGAAACCAGGGUCACAUCUAAGAACAACACUGUGAUUGUCAAUGACACCUUUGAGAUAGAUUGUCCUGUGAUUGGGACACCAAAGCCUCUCAUUGUGUGGUUCAAAGAUGGAGAAGUACUGGACCCAUCUAAGGAUAACAUUCAAGUCCUUCUUGGUGGUAAAAAGCUUCGUAUUCUGUCAGCAGAGGUUGAAGAUACUGGAGAUUAUCAGUGUAAAGCCACAAAUGUUGCAGGAGAGACCAAGAGAAACUACAAGCUUGAAGUUCACGUUCCACCAAAGAUUGAUGACUCAGAUGAAGUGGCAGUCCCAGAGGUAGUUCUGAAUCGCACCAUUGUCAUCAUCUGUCCUGCUUCGGGCAUCCCCAUCCCAGAGAUUGCCUGGUUUAAAGAUGGCAACAUGAUCACCCAAAACACAUCUCGCUGGACCAUUUUGGCCAAUGGGAGACAACUUGAGGUGCGGCAGGCCCAGGUCUCAGACACUGGGCGCUUUCAGUGCAGAGCAAAAAAUGUUGCCGGAGAGUCUGAAAAAUACUUUGAUUUGACAGUCUUGGUUCCUCCUUACAUUGACAAAACCAACAUCAUCGAUAAGCCCAAGGUGGUUGUAAACCAAACAAUUACCAUCAGCUGCCCUGCCAAUGGUAUCCCAGACCCAGAAAUAGUCUGGCUGAAAAAUGGAGAAUUGCUGAACUAUAAGACCCAUCCUGAUAUAAAAUCACUGUCCAAUGGUCGACAACUGGAGAUACGCAAGGCCAAGGUCACUGACACUGCAGUCUAUAGGUGCCUUGUUAUGAACAAAGCAGGAGAAGAUUUCACUGAUUUUACGCUGCAAGUUUUAGUGCCUGCCUACAUUGGCAAGAGAGGCGUGGAUGAAAAACCAAGGAUUAUUGUGAACAACACAUUUUCAUUGAGUUGUCCUGCUGCUGGCAUACCAACACCAGACAUUUUGUGGUUGAAAGAUGGCUUCCCUAUCAGACUGUCUGAAAAUCCAAAUAUACAGGUACAUGAGAAUGGUCUCCGCCUGGAGAUCCGUGACUCCCAAGUUGAUGACACUGGCAGGUACACGUGUAGAGCUGUCAAUGAGGCGGAUGCUGAACAAGACUAUGAUGUUCAGAUUUGGGUCCCACCAACCAUUGACAAGUCCCUCAUUGAUCCAGACCCCAAUGUCAUCGUGAAUAACACCAUCGUAAUUGACUGUCCCGCAGAGGGCAUUCCAACACCAAAGAUCACAUGGUUACGCAAUGGGCAGCAGUUUGACACCACAUACAGCGAGUACUACAAAAUUCUAGCAGGUGGUUUACAGUUGGAGAUAUCCAAUGCACAGGUCUCGGAUGAAGCCAUGUAUAUAUGUAUUGCUGAGAAUGAUGCAGGGAGAGCACACCAGGAGUUUGAACUGGACGUUUGGGUCCCCCCAUACUUUCCACGAGGCACUGAGCUCUCCUCCUCCCACAAGGUGAUUAAAGACUACACCACAGUCCUUCACUGUCCAGUAAUGGGACACCCUGAACCCACCAUCACCUGGCUGAAAGAAAGGCAGACAGUCGAGGAGACGAGCAGGAUUCACAUCCUCAAUGGUGGAAGACAGCUUGAGAUCAUGUUCGCCAAGGAGUCAGACACUGCUGGAUAUGUCUGUAUAGCAGAAAAUGUUGCUGGGCAAGCUAAAAAGGAUUUCCAGUUACACGUGUUAGUUCCACCUAGUAUUGACAGAUCCAACAUAGUGGAGAACCCGAAGGUCAUCGUCAACCGAACGGUCAUCCUAGAAUGUCCAGUCAAGGGCAUCCCCAAACCAGAGGUAGAAUGGCUGAAGAAUGGACGCACCUUAGAGCAGGAUGACCAUGUGAAGAUAUUGUCCGAUAGCCGUCAGAUUGAUAUCAUGCAUGCCCAGGAGAGCGACACGGCCAGAUACACCUGUAUUGCCAGCAAUGAGGCUGGAAACCUGAGGCAGCAUUAUGACCUGGAGGUGCUGGUGCCACCAUCUAUUGACGACAGCAGGUUGCUUAAAAAAUUCAGUGUGAUUCAAAACCGCACUGUUUUCAUUGAGUGUCCCGCCGUUGGCAUUCCUCCACCCUCUAUCCUGUGGCUGAAGAAUCGCGAACCUCUUCUUGACUUCCCCUACAGAUACUUAGAUAUAUCAUCCAAUGGGCAGAGACUACAGAUACGGAACACCCAAGUGACUGAUGCUGCCACCUAUACUUGCAUUGCAACCAAUGUUGCUGGACAGUUGGAAAGGAAGUUUCAACUUGAAGUUUAUGUUCCACCUAGUAUUGACAGAUCCAACAUAGUGGAGAACCCGAAGGUCAUCGUCAACCGAACGGUCAUCCUAGAAUGUCCAGUCAAGGGCAUCCCCAAACCAGAGGUAGAAUGGCUGAAGAAUGGACGCACCCUAGAGCAGGAUGACCAUGUGAAGAUAUUGUCCGAUAGCCGUCAGAUUGAUAUCAUGCAUGCCCAGGAGAGCGACACGGCCAGAUACACCUGUAUUGCCAGCAAUGAGGCUGGAAACCUGAGACAGCAUUAUGACCUGGAGGUGCUGGUGCCACCAUCUAUUGACGACAGCAGGUUGCUGAAAAAAUUCAGUGUGAUUCAAAACCGCACUGUUUUCAUUGAGUGUCCCGCCGUUGGUAUUCCUCCACCCUCUAUCCUGUGGCUGAAGAACCGAGAACCUCUUCUUGACUUCCCCUACAGAUACUUGGAUAUAUCAUCCAAUGGGCAAAGACUACAGAUACGGAACACCCAAGUGACUGAUGCUGCCACCUAUACUUGCAUUGCAACCAAUGUUGCUGGACAGUUGGAAAGAAAGUUUCAACUUGAAGUUUAUGUUCCCCCAGUGAUAGUUGAUGCUGGCAAGCCACCACAGAAGCUGAAUGUGGUGGUGGAGAGACCUAUCUCCAUUGAGUGUAUUGCUGAGGGAAUCCCCCCACCCACCAUCAGGUGGUUUAAAGGAGGGGAGGAGAUGAAUGUGGAUGCUGAUCCACAUAUAACCAUCCAUACUAAUGGCCGAGUCCUGGAGAUAACAAGUGCUCAGGUAAAAGACACAUCGUCAUACACUUGCCGUGCUGAGAAUCCUGCUGGUAUGGCCGAGAGACACUACAUUCUAGAUGUUUAUGUGCCUCCCUCUAUCAACGGUUCAGAAAGAUUGGAGCAGCUUACAGUUACCAUCAAUCGCCCAAUUGCAAUCAAGUGCCCUGCAGAGGGCAUUCCAUCCCCACGAAUAUCGUGGGAGAGAGAAAGUAUCCCUAUCUCACCCUUGGGAACUCCUAACAUAAGGGUGUAUGAAAACGGAAGACGUUUGCAGAUUUUGAGUGCGCAGUUGCGAGAAAUUGGAUCCUAUGCCUGCAUCGCUGUCAACCCGGCAGGAAGAGCCAUUAAGAAUUUUGACUUGGAUGUUCAGGUUCCACCAACAAUAGAAGAUGGCCAGACAGAGGUUGCCUCUAUUGUAGAUACCAGGACUACAUUAGAGUGUCAAAGUGUUGGACUGCCUGACCCAGAGGUAACAUGGACCAAAGAUGGCACAAAACUGUCCUUUGACACAGGUGCUCAGUUACGCUACCGUAUGCACAAGUCUGGUAACCUGGAGUUUGCUGCUGUGAAGGUGGCAGAUGAGGGCGAGUACACCUGUACUGCCAGCAACCCUGCAGGUCAAGUGUCCAGGAGAAUUAACCUCAGUGUUUAUGUCCCUCCAAGUAUUGAACGGGGAGAGAAAGAAAAGCGGGUUCUUGUUAAAAACACUGUCAUACUCCCGUGCAAAGCAACUGGAACUCCCAAACCUAUAAUUUCUUGGCAGAAAGGAGCAGCACUUCAAACAAAUUCCAUAGGAUUCAGAGAGAUUCUUUCCAAUGGGUCCUUGAAAAUAGAGAAUGCGCGUGUGUCAGAUAGUGGCAUGUACAUCUGUAUAGCACAGAACACUGCCGGCACCAUCCUGGCCCAGACAAGACUAGAAGUAUUGGUACCCCCAUUUAUUGAAGAGCAGCAGACAGAGUUCAAGGUCAUUCAGGGUCAUGGACUCAUCAUGCCAUGCAAAUCCAUUGGAGUACCAAAACCUAAGAUUAUCUGGGAGAAAGAUGGAGUUGAGAUCAGCCCAACAGACUUCAGUUUCAGACAGAUAAGAUCAGGAGGUCUAGCCAUUCCCAUCACCAAAGCCCAGGACUCAGGUACAUUCACUUGUAUAGCUGAGAAUGUUGCCGGAAGGGCAUCAGUCACCAUGGACCUUGUAGUACAAGUAUCUCCAACCAUCACUGGCGACCAGCGUAUCUUUGUGGUCAUCCAAGGAGAGACGGCCAUGUUGCCGUGUGUUGCUGAAGGAAUCCCCUCCCCACAGAUCCAGUGGAUGAAAGACUUCUCAGGUGUCAGAGACCUGGAGGGAAAGUACAAGAUUUUAUCUAAUGGUACCUUGAGGAUUGAAAAUGUUAAGGAACAAGACCAAGGCAGUUAUGUAUGCAGAGCUGACAAUGAAGCUGGCAAAGACUCCAGAGAAGUACUCCUCAGAGUACAAAUUGGUCCAUCAUUCACGGUGAUCCCCCAGGACCAAGAAGUGACCACAGGUGGACGUAUCCAGUUAGAGUGCGAGGCCGUGGGGAUGCCUACUCCAGUCGUGACAUGGUCUGUUAACGGAUCUUAUCUUCCAGCUGCACCAAGUGUGAACGGUAGAAGUCGCUUGGUGAUUGAUAAUGCCAUGAAAGAUGAUGAUGGCACAUAUACAUGUGAGGCAGAGAAUCCAGCAGGGAAAAGGAAAGUUGUGGCAGCUGUCAGGGUCAAAGUCCCACCAAAGAUACUGCUGCCCCCUGGUAACAGAGCAGUGACCAUUGCCCAGCGUAUCAUACUGUCCUGUCCAGUCAGCGGUGACCCCGCACCCACCAUUAUCUGGACCAAGAAUGGCCGCCCCGUCCAGCUAAACAAUAGGGUCCAGCAGCUGUCCAAUGGCUCUCUUAUUAUUUAUGAUUCUACUACAUCUGAUGCAGGAGAAUACAAGUGUGUUGCCACAAAUGAUGCAGGAACAUCUGAGAGCAGUGCAUUUAUCACAAUAAGGAAGGCCCCAGAUUUCAAGUUAGAGCCCAAGGACAUCAAGAUAGACCAGGGUGCCACACUGGUGUGGGACUGUGUGGCUGAAAGUGAACCCGCAGCUGAAAUAACCUGGAAGAGAGAGACUCCCUACCAAACUGUGCUGUCCACACAUGAUAGGAUUACUAUUUUGCAAAAUAAUUCUUUGAGGAUUGUAGCCACUCAGUUAGAAGACUCUGCCCUGUACACAUGUUUAGCAAAGAAUCCACUAGGAAGAGCAUUGGUACAAGCACAGUUGACUGUUGUAGUCCAUGGUAUGUUCAGCAGCUGGUCUGAGUGGAGUGACUGCAGUGUGUCGUGUGGUCAGGGGAUCAUGUACAGAGAGCGUGCCUGCGACAACCCCAAGCCAGCCAAUGGAGGGAGAGAGUGCGUUGGAGAGACCAGAGAGUCGCGCAGGUGUCUGCCCAGGGAGUGUGCAGUUGAUGGAAGCUGGAGCAACUGGAGUCAGUAUGAGAGCUGCAGUGCCACUUGUGGUGUUGGAUAUCGUCAGCGAAGUCGGCGCUGUGACAACCCGCCUCCUCAGUUUGGUGGGCGGUCAUGCUUUGGGGAUGACAAAGAGAGAGUGGAGUGCAGUCUUAGGCCAUGUCCUGUUGAUGGUGAUUGGAGCUCAUGGUCACCAUGGCAACCAUGUAGUCAGACUUGUGGCACUGGUAUGCAGGAGCGCUAUCGUGACUGUAACUCUCCCAGAGCAGAGCAUGGUGGGAAGGAAUGUGUCGGAGAUGAGACGGAGAGGAGAAGAUGCAAGAUCAGAGAGUGUGAAAUUCAUGGUAACUGGGGAGGAUGGGCACCAUGGACUGUGUGUUCACGCUCCUGUAAUGGUGGAACCAAGUCAAGGUCACGGCGCUGCGACUCUCCUGCACCAAGUUAUGGAGGACGAUAUUGCUUGGGUCGAGACACGGAGACUGACUACUGCAAUACACAAGGUUGUCCAAUCCAUGGUAACUGGUCCCCUUGGGGUGGCUGGGGAGACUGUACAGCUGAGUGUGGCGGUGGUUACCAGAAGAGGUUCCGUACUUGUGGCAACCCAGCCCCUAGUAAUGGCGGUAGAGCAUGUCCAGGAAAUAGCGAAGAGGCAGAGAGGUGUAAUGAAGUGGAGUGCCCAGUGGAUGGCCAAUGGAGUCGCUGGAGUGACUGGUCCAAGUGCACACAGACCUGCGGGGGUGGGGAACAGAAACGUACCAGAUCCUGCUCACAGCCACGUUUUGGUGGAAAGCAUUGCUUGGGAGAUGAAACACAAAUUCAGAAGUGCAAUAUUAAGUCUUGUGGAGGUGGACUUCCAACAAAAGCUAUGGGUAACAUCAUUGGCAAUGUCAAUGACAUUGACUUUGGAGUAUCAACACUAAUUGCCAACAUCACUCCAUCUGAAUCAGGAACUAUUGUCACUGCUAAACUACACAACAUUCCAAGGUCCAUAGGCCGCCUUAUGGAGCAUCUCAUCUCUAUUCUGACCCCUAUAUAUUGGACCACAGCUCUUGAGGUAGGAGAGGCUGUUAAUGGAUACACACUUACCAAGGGAGAGUUCCGCAGAGAAGUACAAGUGGAGUUUUCUACAGGUGAAAUUCUUAGAAUGAUUCACAUAGCUCGUGGAAUGGACAGCAAUGGUGAGUUACAGCUGGACAUUGUAGUCAAUGGAUAUGUCCCACAGCUUCCGCCGUCUGCCAUCAUCAAAGUAGAGCCCUACGAAGAAGAGUACAUUCAGACAGCUCCUGGCGCAAUCUAUGCUUAUUCAACAAGGAUGUUCAAAAUAGGGAACUACAUUAUACCCUAUGCCUGGAACCACACAAUAACAUAUGAUGCAGAGCUUGGCAAAAUGCCAUAUUUGGUGCAGAAACUUUUUGCGGAUGAUUUAACUGUGAAGUUUGAACCCAGCGAGGAGGUGAUGAGGUAUCAGCUUUCUGCAAGGAUUGCCAAAGGCACACCAAGCAACAAAUGCCCGAAAGGAUUUUUCUUAGAUCCAGAAGGACCAUAUUGCCGGG
Molecule: messenger RNA, 9819 nt
Organism: Lingula anatina
Lineage: Eukaryota; Metazoa; Brachiopoda; Lingulata; Lingulida; Lingulidae
Product: hemicentin-1
Molecular function (GO): calcium ion binding
Source: RefSeq, a predicted model, not a curated record